UACUUCUCCAAGAUCAGGAAAAUAUUACACUAACAGGAAUCAUUCCUCAUUCAGAUAAGAAUUCAAGCUUUGACAUUAGAAACCACAGACGAAUUGGAGCCUGGCUUUGAAGCACUGUGUUCUGCACCAGUGUUUCCCCCUUGUCUGGGGAAGUUGACUGCUACAGGAGGGAAUCUGAAAAAUGACGGGAGCAAAGAGGAAAAGGAAAAGCAUACUCUGGAGCAAGAUGCACACCCCCCACUGUGAAGACAUUAAGCAGUGGUGUAAAAGGCGGCUACCUAUUUUGGAAUGGGCACCACAGUACAAUCUGAAAGAAAAUCUGAUUCCAGACACUGUGUCUGGGGUAAUGCUGGCAGUUCAACAGGUGACACAAGGGUUGUCCUUUGCUGUUCUUUCAUCAGUACAUCCGGUUUUUGGUUUAUAUGGAUCUUUGUUUCCUGCCAUCGUUUAUGCCGUGUUUGGAAUGGGACGUCAUGUUGCUACAGGCACUUUUGCUUUGACAUCUUUAAUAUCAGCCAAUGCUGUGGAACGGCUAGUCCCUCAAAGCAGCAGAAACCUCACCACACAGAGUAACUCAAGUGUGUUGGGCUUAUCUGACUUUGAGUUACAAAGAAUCGGCGUUGCAGCAGCAGUUUCCUUCUUGGGAGGUGUGAUUCAGGUAGUCAUGUUUGUGCUUCAGCUGGGCAGUGCCACGUUCCUGCUUACAGAGCCCGUGAUCAGCGCGAUGACAACAGGGGCUGCCACCCAUGUCGUGACUUCACAAGUCAAGUAUCUCCUGGGAAUAAAAAUGCCGUAUAUAUCUGGACCACUUGGAUUCUUUUAUAUUUAUGCAUACGUUUUUGAGAACAUCAAGUCUGUCCAACUGGAAGCAUUGCUCUUAUCCCUGCUGAGCAUCAUCAUCCUUGUUCUGGUUAAAGAGCUGAAUGAACAGUUUAAACGAAAAAUCAAAGUUAUUCUUCCUGUCGAUUUAGUAUUGAUUAUUACUGCAUCAUUUGCUUGCUAUUGUACCGACAUGGAAAACACAUAUGGAUUAGAAGUAGUUGGUCAUAUUCCAAAAGGGAUUCCUCCUCCUCGAGCACCCCCGAUGAACAUUCUCUCUGCGGUGCUCACUGAAGCUUUUGGAGUGGCCCUUGUAGGCUAUGUGGCCUCACUGUCUCUUGCUCAAGGAUCUGCCAAAAAAUUCAAAUACUCAGUUGAUGACAACCAGGAGUUUUUGGCCCACGGCCUCAGCAAUGUGAUCCCUUCGUUUUUCUUCUGCAUACCAAGUGCCGCUGCCAUGGGAAGGACGGCUGCUCUGUACAGCACCAGAGCAAAGACACAGGUGGCUUGUCUAAUAUCUUGCAUUAUCGUCCUUGUAGUCAUCUAUGCAAUAGUACCUUUGCUGUACUGGCUGCCCAUGUGUGUCCUUGCAAGCAUUAUUGUUGUGGGACUGAAGGGAAUGUUAAUACAGUUCCGAGAUUUAAAAAAAUAUUGGAAUGUGGAUAAAAUUGAUUGGGGCAUAUGGAUCAGUACUUAUAUAUUUACAAUAUGCUUUGCUGCCAAUGUGGGACUAUUGUUUGGUGUUGUCUGCACCAUAGUUAUAGUGAUAGCGCGCUUCCCAAGAGCAAAGACUUUAAAUAUAAAAAACAUGAAAGAAAUGGAGUUUAAGAGGAAGACAGAAAUGGAUGAUGAAAUCCUGCAGCAGGUAAAAAUCGUCUCAAUAAACAACCCACUUGUUUUCCUGAAUGCAAAGAAAUUUAAUACUGAUCUAAUGAAAAUAAUCCUAAAGGAAAAUGACAGCAACCAGCCACUGGAUGAUAUCAGCAAGUGUGAGCAGAAUACCCUUCUCAACUCCCUGUCUAAUGGCAACUGCAAUGAGCAGCAACAAACCAGAUGUACAAGUAAAUUAUAUUCUUUGGUGCUUGGGUGCUCUGCAAUCAGCUAUUCUGAACUUACUGUUGUGCUCUUUCACUUCCUCCAGGUUUACUUCGACUGUAAGAGCAGGAACAUUGAUGUGUCCUUAGCCAAAUGCCCAGCAUCUUUGAUAAGAGCAAUGAAGUACUAUGGAGACCUAGACUCUGAGAAACCAAUUUUUUUUGACUCUGUAUCUGCUGCAAUAAGUCACAUUCACUCAAAUAAGAAUUCAAGCAAAGUCAGUGCCCAUACAGAAGUCUGAGACCCACUUGAUGAACUGUACAUCUUGUCUUUAGCAACGGCCAUGAGCAGGCUGGAUACUGGCAUUUUUCACCAAUUUUUGUGUAUAAGUCCUGCCUUUGACCUCUACUACAAUAAGAAUGACGUGAGUUAGCAACUGCAUAGCCACAGGUCAAGAUUUGCUGACACCUUAUUUUUCUAAUCUUUCUUAAUAAGCAGAUUAAUUUAGUUAUUUCAUAUAGCAAUCAGUAUGCAUUUAACUUUCAUGUACUGAAGAGUAAACAUAAUUUUAUUUCCUUUUA
Molecule: messenger RNA, 2435 nt
Organism: Nannospalax galili (Upper Galilee mountains blind mole rat)
Lineage: Eukaryota; Metazoa; Chordata; Mammalia; Rodentia; Spalacidae
Gene: Slc26a7
Product: solute carrier family 26 member 7
Exons: 21
Coding region: 182-2155 (657 amino acids)
Biological process (GO): transmembrane transport
Cellular component (GO): membrane
Molecular function (GO): chloride transmembrane transporter activity; sulfate transmembrane transporter activity; oxalate transmembrane transporter activity
Source: RefSeq, a predicted model, not a curated record